GGUUCAAUCUUUGCAUUUCAUUCAAUCACAGUCUAGUAUCUAGAUUGAGUAUCUAGACAGAGAACAUCAGACACAUUUCUUCUGAAACAGAAGCAGAUGAUGGUAUUUUAUUUUGGAUGAUGAGAGUCUUUUCUAACAUUAUAAAUGGACCUCAGGGUUAUAAACACACAAUAUGAUCAGAUUAAUGGAGACUGGUCUGUGUUGCUCAUGUCUGCUGUGUCUCAUCUUCACCAGCAGAGGCCUCGGCUCUGAAGAGGAAAAAGAAGGCCAAGAAUCCUCUUGUCUUUUCUUUUAAUUUCUAAAACCCUUCUCACAAUAAUCCCAGAUCUUCUUUCAUCUCACACACUGGAUCCUCAAACUGAGGUUUUAAAGGCUGUCAGUAUCACCUUCUUCACUAAUGAUCUCAGCCCUCAUCAGUCAGAUCAUCUGUGGGUUAUUUGUUUUAAAAAGCACCAUCUAAAAGUGACUCAACAGUAAAAUAAAAAUGCAUUUCAAAUUGAAUUAAGCUAUAAUAUUAUAAUAGCCACUUAGUGUCAAAAUGUAAAUUAAGAAUAUUUAUAAGAAUGUCAUUCUGUAAAAUAAGGUUCAUUUUCAUAUUGACUGAUAAAGACUGACACAGAUGUAAGUAUGGAAAUUAAUGGAAAGAGAUGGACCAUUACACAAAUAUAGAGGAAGUGAAUAUGAAAUAGGGUUUUUUAGACUAGUAAACUAACAAUGUUAUGAAUAAGUGACUCAGACUCAGGACAGAAACACGACCUCUAAAAAAUGGACCAGACUCUGUAUUUCAUUCUUCUUCUCAUUGCUCUCUGCUCCGUAUCUGAAUGUGUUCAGCGUCAGUAUCACUUUAUAAAUGAGAGGAAGACCUGGACUGAAGCUCAGAGAUACUGCAGAGAGAAAUACACAGAUCUGGCCACCGCUGACAACAUGAACGACACAAACGAGCUGAAGAAGAGUGUGAAUGAUGGAAGUGUUAAGUAUUUCUGGAUUGGGCUGCAGAAGACGGGUUGUGAUGAAUGGCACUGGUCUUCAGGUGAACCUAUGCUCUAUCUGAACUGGGCUCCUGGACAACCAGAAACCAGUUAUUGUGGUAUGAUGACAAACGGAAAAUUUGAGGAUAUGUCAUGUAGUGUUGAGCAACAUUUCAUCUGCAACAACACAAACACAGAACUUGUCUUAGUCAAUCAGGCGAUGAACUGGAGAGCCGCUCAGAGUUACUGCAGAAAGAAUCACAUUGAUCUGGUCAGUGUGAGGAACCAGAACGAGAAUCAACAGGUUGAACGGUUCAUUAGUGAUAAUAACUCAUCUGGAUUAUGGAUCUGGAUCGGUCUGUUCAGAGACUCAUGGCAGUGGUCAGAUCAGAGUGACUCUUCAUUCAGAGACUGGAACACUGGUGAACCUAAUAAUAAUGGAGGAACUGAAAACUGUGCAGCUGUUAAUGCUCAGAGAAAAUGGUUUGACGUCUCUUGCACCAAUCAAUAUCCUUUUGUGUGUUAUGAAGAUCCUGAACUGAUUGUGAUCAGAGAGAAUGUGACGUGGUCUGAAGCUCUGAGAUACUGCAGACAGAAUCAUGUGGAUCUGGUCUCGGUUCAUUCAGAAGAGAUGCAGCGUCGUGUGAUGAACGUGGUUAAACUGGCGUCUACUGCGGAGGUGUGGUUGGGUUUACACAACUACUGCAUCAUGAACAUGUGGCUCUGGGUGAGUGGAGAGAGCGUGUGCUAUCAGAACUGGGCUCCAGGGAACGGAACCAAACCGGAAGACUGCAGCCUCGAGAAGAGAAAAGGAGCAGUUCAGUCUGGAGGAGAUCAGCGCUGGAUCAGUCUUCCUGAGACUCACAAACUCAACUUCAUCUGCAGCAGAUAUUAAGAGUGAAGAAUCUUUUCUCUGUCUUUCUGAUUUUCUUUCAUGUUAAAGUUGCCAGAAGUCUUUCUGUAUUUGAAUUAUAAUGGAAUAAUGUGCUCUUAACAGCAUUGUUUAAUAUUCUUUAGAUGUCUAAAACACUAAAAUAAUAUAUGUCUGUGUUUUAAGAAUCUCUUUGUGUAUGCGGUGUGGUAUCUUUUUUAUUUUGCACUAAUCGUAUAUUACUAUAUUUGAUGUGAUUCUGUGAGCAGCAGCUCUUGAGAAAAAAUGACUUGUUUCUCAGCAGAAAUGAAAUCUGAUUAUUCAUAGACAUUCAGAAAUGAAGUUUGGGUAUAAAAUCUUGUGUUUGAUCCAAACAGAACAUCAGCUCAAAUAAACUCAUCUGCAGCCGA
Messenger RNA from Carassius auratus (goldfish), 2249 nucleotides. Its product is annotated as macrophage mannose receptor 1-like. The transcript has 5 exons. The record is from RefSeq and is a predicted model, not a curated record. The coding region runs from base 766 to 1863 and encodes 365 amino acids. Lineage: Eukaryota; Metazoa; Chordata; Actinopteri; Cypriniformes; Cyprinidae.